Messenger RNA from Drosophila montana, 2355 nucleotides. RefSeq lists its product as uncharacterized. NCBI's taxonomy places the organism in Eukaryota, Metazoa, Arthropoda, Insecta, Diptera, Drosophilidae. The record is from RefSeq and is a predicted model, not a curated record. The transcript is spliced from 2 exons. Bases 54 to 2282 code for a protein of 742 amino acids. Gene Ontology annotation, molecular function: serine-type endopeptidase activity.
UUGCGUUUUGUCGCGCGUUUCUAUAGGUAACAAAGCCGGAAAGCACGCGGAAAAUGUGGCCAAAGGAUUUGCCCGGCUUUGCCAGCUGGCUCGCAUUACUCCUAAUCCUGUCCAGCUCGCUGGGGUCGGUGCACGACGAGCUGCCGCAGUGCACGCUGCAGGGCGUCUAUCGCCAGCGACAGAGCCUCAUCGAAUCGCCCAACUAUCCGGACACGUAUCCGCCCAACAGCUGUGUGGAUUAUGUGAUACGGUCGCCGUAUCGCUGCCCUACCAAAUUCCAUAUACAGUUUCUGGACUUUCAGCUGGAGCUGUCCGUGAAUUGCAGUCGCGACUAUUUGGCCGUGGGCCUGCAGCACGAUGAUCACGAUAUGGAUGUGCUCUGCGGCCAGGUGCUCGGCAUCAAGAAGUAUCAAACGCCGGAUGGCAUAUUACGGCUGCGUUUCCUCAGCGAUGAUUCGCCUUGGACAACGGGCGGCGGCUUCCGGCUGCUCGUUACGCGUUUGGCCUGCGAACGGGAGGAUUUGGCGGCGCGCGGUUUGCCCGCAACGGAUGAGCCGGAUGAUGCGGAUGAUGCGGAUGAUACGGUGCAGGUGAAUGCCCAUCAACCUUAUCAUCAUCAGCUGCAGGGUGCGGGGCACAACAUAAGCACGCCGCAGUCUGUGCUGCCCGGCUGGCCAGGCGCUUAUCCGGGCUAUCCGGCACCCUGCCCCACCAACGAGCCACAGCAACAGCUUCAGCUGCAGCAGCAACAGCAGCAACAGUUGCAGCAGCUACAGCAGCAAUUGCAACAGUUGCUGCCACAACAGCAACAGCUGCUCCAACUGCAGCAACAGUUGCUGCAACAGCAACAAUUCGGACAGCAGCAACAGUUGCUCCAACAGCUGCAACCACAGCAGCUACAGUUGCAGCCACAGCAGCAACAGUUGCAACCACAGCAGCAACAGUUGCUCCAACAGUUGCUCCAACAGUUGCUGCAACAGCAACAAUUCGGACAGCAGCAACAGUUGCAGCCGCAGCAGCAACAGUUGCAGCCGCAGCAGCAACAGUUGCAGCCGGAGCAGCAACAGUUGCCCGCCAUCUCGGAACAGUAUCAGACGACCGCAUUUCAAGCGCCCGCCGCCAAUUUGCGGGAUUACGAUCCUCAGUUUGGCGGGCAGGUGGAUUUGUGCUGUGUGAGCAGCUUUAGUCAGGCGCAUUUCUAUUUAUCGAGUCCGGGUUUUCCGCGCACCGUGCUCAACGCUCUGCUGCCGAAUCAGCAGCGGGAUUGCGUCAUCUAUCUGGAGAAGAAUUCACCCAAUGUCGCCGGUUUGCGCAUUCAAUUCAAGUUCUUUGAUUUCGGACAAGCCGCUGCGACUGGUAAUUAUCCAGCUGGUGGUGGAUCCUCCGCUGCCUCCUCCUCCUCCGGCGGCUGCUCUGGUGAUUUCAUCGAGCUGGACGGACAGCGCUAUUGUGGCUGUCGCUCGGGCCAUGUGCACAAAUCCUUUUGGCCCCAGGGCCAACGCAAGGCGUUGCGUCUGCGCAUGGGUCAGUCGGGCGGCGCGGCCUCCAACGGUUUUCUGCUCGAGAUCUUCCACGAUCAGGACACCAGCAACUACAGGCUGGAUGGCAACAGGCCACUGAAUGGUCAAAGUGCGACGAGCUUGCCGGGUCUGGGCGGACUCCAGCCUCAGCUGGGCGGACUCCAACCUCAGCUGGGCGGAAUCCAACCUCAACUCGGCGGGUUCCAACCUCAGCUGGGCGGGUUCCAGUCGCAGCUGGGCGGGUUCCAGUCACAGCUGGGUGGACUCCAACCACAGCUGGGCGGGUUCCAGUCCCAACUAGGCGGCCUACAGUCCCAACUGGGCUACCAGCCGCAGGCUACGCUCUGGCCCGGCUAUCCGGCACGCCUGCCCAGCUAUCCGCUCUCCCCCCUGUUGCCCAUCACGCCGUAUCGGCAGUCGAGGCAGGCGGCUCCUGGCUCCUGGGCCUAUGCACGCGGUCUGGACGCACAGCAGCCGGCGCGCGUCGUGGAGACUAAUUCGACGCGCAAGGAGUUCUACUAUUUCGAUGCGGAUCAGGCUUUUGCGCGCGCCGCCCUCGACGUAGACGGCGACAAUGAAGAUGAUCCCAAGGCGACGACCACGUCUCCAGCUCCGGUCCGGCCGGGCACAAAGGCCUUCGAGCAGAGCAGCUGCACCUUCGACUACAUGGAGGUGCUGCGUCUGUCCGUGGACACGCUCUGGCUGACCAAGCCCAUUUGCCUGGCGCCGCUGCGCAGCUGGUUUAGCAACAUUUUUGGCUAGUUCCGAUAGUUCUGUAAAUCCAUAAAUAAAUCCAGUUUUCUAGUUAAGGUUUCUUCAAAUAUAUUUAUUACCA